Messenger RNA from Microthlaspi erraticum, 444 nucleotides. Lineage: Eukaryota; Viridiplantae; Streptophyta; Magnoliopsida; Brassicales; Brassicaceae. The record is from the annotation of a GenBank genome assembly.
AUGGAUAAUCGUAAGCCGGUGUGUAAGUGUUGUGAAUGGUCAUGGGAGCAAAAAGUUUACGUCAUCUUCAUGCACAUACUCAUCGUGUCGUGCAGUCUUGCAGCAUGCUUGUUCAUAACACACAACGAUAUCCCCAUGCGUCCAGCCCAAAAGUUUGAGGGAUUUGUUAUUUUGUCUUUCUACAUCAAUUUCGCUCUUCUAGGACUCGGAGGACCUGAUUCGUCGUCGGAAUAUGAUAACCCGGCUUCAGAUUAUUUUCUUAUGGAAUGCUUCAGUCAUGUCUUAGGACUCGGUCUUGUCCUGUUUCUCCUCUAUAUGAUUUCUCCCAGUGUCUCUCUAGGUGUCGGAGUACCCUCUUUCGUGUGCUUGAUUGCCUUCUCCUACGUCUGUCACAGUGCCGCAAAGGAGGAUUUGCAAGCGCAGCCAAAUCGUCGACGAGUGUAG